Blastomyces gilchristii SLH14081 is the source of this 3707-nucleotide messenger RNA. Its product is annotated as mitochondrial carrier protein. NCBI's taxonomy places the organism in Eukaryota, Fungi, Ascomycota, Eurotiomycetes, Onygenales, Ajellomycetaceae. Bases 2489 to 3481 code for a protein of 330 amino acids. Gene Ontology annotation, biological process: transmembrane transport. The record is from RefSeq and is a predicted model, not a curated record. Gene Ontology annotation, molecular function: transmembrane transporter activity. The transcript is spliced from 7 exons.
UUUUACUAUUAUUUACCCGAAAACUAGUUGUUGAGGAGUGAAACUCCUACGCGUUGUAGCAAUCAUAAUCACUCUUUAUAUUUUAUCUGUUGUUCAAUGCCGGAUUUCUUCACUCUCGAUGAUUCACAGAUUGCUAGCAUGACAGCUACUCGGUAAAAUAAGCCUUGAUGGUUGACGAGUAGGUAAUCUCGAAAGGUCCGCUGUGACCAUGUGAAGAAUGCGUAAAUGGCGCAAAUAAAUGCCGCAGAGAGGGAAAGGGGGAACAGGGGUUAUAGUGACUAGAUAUAACACUUCUCAGGAAAAAUGCUGGAAUGGCGUCAUUUAUUGUUCGUUGACUACAGCUAUGCAGUGGAAAAAUGAGGAGGGGUGGUGCUCGAAAAGAGGUCUGUUUGAGUUUGUUGGUGUGGGGAUUAAUUUGCUUCUGGAUGGGCUUUUCGGUGCAAUCUCUCAACUGCAGUGGAAGGGUGUGCACUGUCUGUACCUGCACUAUGAUACCAUGUGUAGCGUCUAAAUAACAGCAAGGGGGCCGCGGGAAUAUGAAGCUGUAGAGAAUAGCAUACUUCAUAGACAGAGCUAUAUAUGUCAUGUUGAGCAAAUAUCGGAAAGUUGACCCGUUUUUCGGACGCAGUGUAUUCAAGAUCUACUCAUAGAUAUGCGAUAUAUGAUAUGCAAGAUAUAUACUACAUACAAACUACUCCUCCACCAGCAACCUCGGCCGCCAACUUAGCGGGGUAACCCGAAUAACCAUCUGCGGCCGCCCAUUCCACACAACCCGCAGCCCAGCAUCUCGCAGCACCUGCACAACCGUCUUCCCCACCUCCGCCGUCUCCGCAUCGACAUCACUCAGCGCCCCAUACCGCACACACAACCCGCCCCCGUCCACCGCCCUCUCCGCAUCCUGCAUGUGGAAAUACGCCCACCCCGAAUCCCCCACCCGCGCCUCCCGGUGUAUCUGCGCAUCGCCAGACUGCGCCGUGUAGCAGAAAUUCAUCCGUGUCAAGAUCCCCUUGCUCGCGGCCAGGAUCUCAAAGGCGCGCUUGACGCGCUGGAACCCGGCGUCCGCGUCCGCGGGCCAUGUCGCCUGCUGCUCCAGCCGCGCCUGCCAGAGCUCGUCGAUUAUCCGGCGCGAUUCGGCGAUGAUGCGGGGGUCAUUGCUGUCGUAGCGCUCAUGGUGGAAGAGGUAGGUGAUCUGGUCGAGGAGCUCGGCUUUGGUGUAUGCUGCGGUGCUGAUGAUUCCCGCCGCGCCUGCUUUUACGUUGUCGAUUGCGUCCUCGUCUAUAGGGGUAGGCUCUGUGGUGGUUGGAGGGCUAGAUGUUGCGUGCUGAUUUUUUAAAAAAAAGAAGCGGGCGCAAUUCUCCUGAGGUCAGUGCUGUUACAUAUAUGCUCUCUGGUGAGUCCUGAUUACGAGGACUUUAUGUAAAAUAGGGGUUUCAUACCGGCAUUGUGUGGGGAGGUGGACGAUGAAAAGCUCUGGCGGAUGAAAAAUCUGCGAGGAUGAGAGCACUCGCAUUCAACCCUCGGGUUAUUUAGUUAUCUCCAGGUACACUGUGUGAGUUCAUAACAAUCAUCUCGAAGCUAGCGUGUCCAACUCGUAUCUCAGAUUUGACCAAUAAAUACCUAAACAGCACGAUGUUAACUGAAUUCUUCUUUGCGCAAGUACAUCUUUGGAGCAUGGAUUGGCGUAGCAUUUUCUAAGCUGUCAAUCCUUCUGGCCUGGUAGUGGAGUUUUUUGUAUUCAAUGACGGUUGUUUAAGCUCGUUGCACACCGCCAGAGUAAAUAUCCGCUGCAUCUUCCCCAAAACUGGUUGAGUCGAACGCUGCUUAGGCUCCCUCCCUGCCUUUCCUGACCGCUUGGUCUUGCAGAAGCCGGGCAUAUUUAAACAUCGCGAUGCCGAACCUCGCUUAUUGCAUCACUAGUGAUCACUAGUUUAUCCUGGAGUACAUGCACAUGUCUAAUUUCAGAGACCUUCAGAAGAUAAACAAUAGACGAUACGUGUUCUAGCUGCCUCUAUAUACGUCGCGUCGAAGUCUUGGAACCGUCCGUGUAUAUUACAUAUCACGUGACACUAUAUUCGAGAGCAUUCCAAGGUUCCCUCCUUUUUCGGCCCGACUAAAUUGAUGAAGCUUGCUCGGGGUAUUUUUCAAUAUAUAAUCAUUUUUAUGAUAUAACUUAUAACUUUUGGGGAAACGAGAAACAGUCAAUCGUCUCACGGUCAAGGAAAAUCUCAGAGAGUGUUUGGAGCGGGAAAAUUGAAUUGGAUCAGCUUUGCCUCACAACGGGUUGACUGCCAUAUGUACAACAUCUAAAUGGAAACACACAGCCGAUAGUUUUCUAUCUAUCUUGUUUCAAAUCAAGAUCUGGCUUUGGUGCAUGCAUCGAUGUUUUCGAUCAACGAUAAACUGCAUCUGCAAUAACCCACCUGGAAGCAAAAAGUACUUUCUCAUACGGUCGCUGGACCUUUGAAAUCCUAGAUUGAUAUCGGGGAAAAUGAGUUCAGCGGAUAUGAGAAAUCAGGAAGCGGAUGGGAUUCGAGAGAAGCCAGGUGUUGCCAGGUCAAGGGGGAAGAAAAAGGACUACAAAGGGUUUGUGGCGGGUGUGUUUUCUGGCAUUGCCAAGUUGAGUGUGGGACAUCCAUUCGAUACCAUCAAGGUUCGUCUUCAAACGACAAAAUCUGCACAAUUUAGCGGUCCUUUAGAUUGUUUGCUUAAGACUGUACGGAAUGAAGGACCAAGGGCCUUGUAUAAAGGUGCAUCACCACCUUUGAUGGGAUGGAUGGUCAUGGACUCUGUUAUGCUCGGGUCAUUAACCCUCUAUCGUCGUCUUUUGUUUGAACAUGUUUUUGCAAACAAACAAUUACGACGAAUAAUACCUUUUGCUUCAAAGAAAGUUCCAGAUCGACUGUCCAGCUUUGGGCACGGCAUCGCUGGUGUUUUGGCGGGCUCAACUGUUAGCUUUAUAGCAGCACCUGUUGAGCAUGUGAAAGCACGAUUACAGAUCCAGUAUGCAGCCGAUAAGAAGCAACGGUUGUAUAGAGGCCCGAUCGACUGCACGAAGAAGAUUCUUCGUACACACGGAAUCCAAGGGCUUUAUCGCGGGUUUUGCGCCACUCUGCUCUUCCGCUCAUUUUUCUUCUUCUGGUGGAGCACUUACGACAUUUUCUCGCGACUCAUGAAGCAGCAUACUCAACUAUCCACACCAGCAGUCAACUUUUGGGCGGGUGGCUUGUCCGCGCAAGUGUUUUGGCUCACAUCCUACCCGUCCGAUGUUGUGAAGCAACGGAUUAUGACGGAUCCGUUGGGUGGCAAGCUGGGUGAUGGCGAAAGGAGAUUUCCGCGGUGGAAGGAUGCAGCGGUAGCUGUCGCGAAAGAGAGUGGUUGGAGAGGAUACUGGCGGGGAUUCCUGCCGUGCUUUUUGAGAGCAUUCCCCGCGAAUGCAAUGGCGCUGGUGGCUUUUGAGGGAGUUAUGAGGUACUUGGGAUAGAUGGGGAUACGAAAAAGCAUCGAAUCCAUUUCUGGCGGAGCAUUUUGAUCAUUUUUGCAUUUGGGUUAUAGAUUCUAUGCAUGGGGCGGAUACUAGGACAUCGCAAUCUGUAAUUCUAUAUAGCAAAUAUUAGACGGCGGGGAGUAAUUCGUGACAUGUACAUUACAUUACAAUAAAAUACAAUAAAGCAGUUUCCACAAAUAUACGGAUUUCCUUCAGAUCAGUC